AUGACUUACCAACCCGCUAUCAUGAGCGCCUCGCUAGGGCGAGCUUGGCUCCACGAUUUCGACUAUAAAAUGAGCCAAGCCUCAAAAGCAGGCUUCAAAGGAAUAGAAGUGUUCUACGAAGAUCUCGAAUAUCUGGCACGAGGAAUUUCUGGAAACGACAUUCCAACUCCGGAUCAGCUCCUCCAAGCAGCAGAUCAUAUCUACACAGUUUGCCAGAUCCAAGGUCUCGAAAUAAUUGGUCUUCAGCCAUUCCUCUUUUACGAAGGGCUGAAAGAUCGAGAGCAACAUGCAAGACUGAUCCAAAAGAUGGUCUUUUGGCUGCAACUCGUCAAGAGACUACAUACAACCACGAUCCAAAUCCCCGCCAACUUUCUUCCGGCAGACCAACUCAUCGAUGACUUCGAUGUCAUCGCCGCCGACUUGAGACAACUUGCCGAUAUGGCAGCAGCUGAGUCCCCCGUUGUCCGCUUUGCAUAUGAGAAUCUGUGCUGGAGCACAUAUGUCGACACAUGGGAGAAGCUCUGGGAUGUCGUUAAGCGAGUCGACCGAUCUAAUUUCGGAAUGUGUCUUGAUACGUUCAAUAUCGCCGGGAGAGUGUGGGCGGAUCCGACGUCGCCAACUGGCAAGACUGCCAAUGCCGAUGCAGAUUUGAAAGCAUCACUUGAGAGGAUGGUGGCUGAGGUUGAUGUUUCCAAGGUCUUUUACGUCCAGGUCGUUGAUGCGGAGAGAUUGGAGUCGCCACUAGUUGUAGGUCACCCUUACUAUGUGGAAGGCCAACCCGCGAGGAUGAAUUGGUCGCGAAAUGCCAGGUGCUACAUCUAUGAGGAGGAUCGCGGAGCGUAUCUCCCAGUCGAGGAUAUCGCCGAGACGAUUGUGUCCGGGCUAGGAUAUAAGGGAUGGGUUUCGAUGGAAUUGUUCUCCCGGACUAUGGCAUACAAAGACGAAACUGUACCCGAUGAUCAUGCGAACAGGGGUAUCGCAGCUUGGAAGAAGUUGGAAGAAAGACUUCAGCUCAAUCAAUGA
This is a messenger RNA of Penicillium canescens, 1023 nucleotides long. RefSeq names its product sugar phosphate isomerase/epimerase family protein. The coding region runs from base 1 to 1023 and encodes 340 amino acids. NCBI's taxonomy places the organism in Eukaryota, Fungi, Ascomycota, Eurotiomycetes, Eurotiales, Aspergillaceae. The transcript has a single exon. The record is from RefSeq and is a predicted model, not a curated record.